Messenger RNA from Ustilaginoidea virens, 516 nucleotides. RefSeq lists its product as uncharacterized. NCBI's taxonomy places the organism in Eukaryota, Fungi, Ascomycota, Sordariomycetes, Hypocreales, Clavicipitaceae. The transcript is spliced from 4 exons. Gene Ontology annotation, biological process: DNA-templated transcription; positive regulation of nuclear-transcribed mRNA poly(A) tail shortening; transcription initiation at RNA polymerase II promoter. The record is from RefSeq and is a predicted model, not a curated record. The coding region runs from base 1 to 516 and encodes 171 amino acids. Gene Ontology annotation, cellular component: RNA polymerase II, core complex; P-body. Gene Ontology annotation, molecular function: single-stranded DNA binding; single-stranded RNA binding; translation initiation factor binding.
AUGUUUUUUCUCUACAAUAUGGAGCGGAGGGUGACAUUGCAUCCGUCCUAUUUCGGCCGCAACAUGCAUGAGUUGGUCACGAGCAAGCUCCUGAAAGACGUGGAAGGCACUUGCGCUGGAAGCUACUACAUAAUUUCCAUCAUGGAUACCUUUGACAUAUCCGAAGGCCGGAUCCUUCCCGGGAAUGGGCUGGCGGAAUUCACCGUCGGCUACCGUGCUGUCGUUUGGCGGCCAUUCAAAGGCGAGACGGUUGAUGCCGUUGUGUACUCAAUCAACCCACAGGGUUUCUUUGCGCAAGCUGGACCGUUGCGGUUGUUUGUUUCUGCACAUCUUAUUCCCAGUGAUAUCAGGUGGGACCCCAACGCAACACCGCCGCAGUUCACCAACAACGAGGAUACCGUGAUUGAACCUGGCACACAUGUUCGCGUCAAAAUCAUUGGCACGAGAACAGAAGUCGGGGAGAUGUGGGCCAUUGGAAGCAUUAAGGAAGACUAUCUUGGCUGCCUUCAGGAUUGA